AUGACCGACUAUGCGCCACGAAGCAGUCAGGAUUACAACACCUUCUUUCACAAUCAGCAACUCGCCAUGUCGCAUUAUUCCAAUGGCAGCGGCAUCAGCUACCUCUAUGGCAAUGGUCAAAUUCAGUAUCAGACCGUUGAUACUCCAUGUCCAGCAUAUUCAACCACUUUCAAUCCAGCACAGGGUACUCAUUCCAGUCCUUUGUAUAUGGCCAAUGUCUCUGGCCUACCAAUUCAGUACCCUGUUCCAAGCAACAGAGUUCCUACUCUACCUUCUCAAUCUCGUGCGGUCCCCCAGUCCUCCUACUACACUACGUCCUCCUCCAACCAUAGGACCGCCCCUCACCAUACACGCCUCAUGACGCCUCGAGACUACAGUCACAUAGAUGGUACGGAAUGUCAAGACUCUCCAAAUGAGGACACGAUGCUGUCGGAGCCAGUCUUACCUCCUCUAGAAGGGUAUCCUAAUGUCGGUGACUUUGACGAAUUAAUGAAACGUUACGUUCAAGACCUGUCUCCAAAAAAGCAAGACAAGGCCUUGAUUAACGCUCGAAGAGCUGCCAACAUCCGUCAUGUCCUCAUCGACAAGAAGACCACCUCCAUUGAGUCGGCGCAGUUUCGGUUCUGGGUGAAGAAAAUGUUCACCCUUCAGCCAGCUGACGGCAAACCACCUGAGCACAGAAAGAUCUGCCAUGAAGGCAAACCGGUAGCAGUGCGAGAAAAGCUGUUCAAGAUUCUCACCAAAGCACACAAGCAGUGUCAACACGGAGGGCGGGACAAGACCUCGGCCCAAGUCCGGCGUGUCUACUCCUGGGUUCCAAAAGAGCUCAUCUCGAGAUUUGUCAAAUUAUGUCCCACUUGCCAGGUCAGGAGAGGCACCGCACGCAACUCACCGCCCGAGUCGGAGAGGAGCCCAGACGCCCGAAUGAACACACAGUCGCCAGACGCGAGCGGAGUACUAAGUUCCAGAAAGAAUUCAGCGUCAAGCAGACCAGCUACAGUCAAUGUGACUCUGCCCCUACAGUCGGCAGGAUUCACUAGCAGCGCGGCUUUCCAGCAACAGAACCGCUGGAUGACUCCACUGCCGCCUCAGCAAGUACAGCCUGAGCCUAGUCGAGUGUCGACCAGCAGCACAGUCAAACAUGAAACCUACAACACCAUUCCACCAAUGCCCAUGAAUUGCGCGAAUGGAACGCCGCCUGGCAUGAGUUUCUCCUCUGUCAAUACUUCAUUCACGAAUCCUUCAACUGCAUAUAGUUCGAACUCUUUGUCUCAGCCGACGCAUGGACAUGUAUUAACAGACCACAACUACGACACCAAACCUGGACAUCACUAUCUCUAA
Exophiala xenobiotica is the source of this 1341-nucleotide messenger RNA. RefSeq lists its product as uncharacterized. Lineage: Eukaryota; Fungi; Ascomycota; Eurotiomycetes; Chaetothyriales; Herpotrichiellaceae. The transcript is spliced from 5 exons. Bases 1 to 1341 code for a protein of 446 amino acids. The record is from RefSeq and is a predicted model, not a curated record.